Marchantia polymorpha subsp. ruderalis is the source of this 3932-nucleotide messenger RNA. NCBI's taxonomy places the organism in Eukaryota, Viridiplantae, Streptophyta, Marchantiopsida, Marchantiales, Marchantiaceae. The record is from the annotation of a GenBank genome assembly.
ACGGAUCGUGUAGGAAGUGUAAUUUGCGGAAGUGUUUGCGCUUGUUUUGGGGAAUCGAGUGAUGGUCGAGAAGAGACCGGUGGAGUGCGGGAGCUGCUGGAGUUCCGGGAUACGUUGUCGGACUUGGAUUUCGUCGAUGGUUUUAUUUGGAUGCUUGACACGGUGAGAGUUGUUCAGCUGCAAGUAAGUAAGGAUUGGACGGUGGAAUUGGGAUUGGAGUCUCGGUUCUUUGGCGGUGCCAGUUUUGUUUCUCGAUGGAUGGCUCUGCUUCAACGCUGUGAACUGAGAAUUCAGGAGGAUUUCUUGGUGUUUUACUUGGAUAUGAAUUUGAUGGUUGAGGGUGGUGGACUUCUGGGCAAGCGAGAAGCGAGAGGAACUGCUUACUGCCGUUGAAUGAUUUUCACAUUGCUGUCCCAGAAUUAUGGCGCGGCGCAAAGGUGUAGAAGAAGCAAUUCCGGCUUCCUUGCGAAGCUAAUAAUGUUCAGAGAAGGCACGAUUCGGCCUGAGGUUUGCAGGAGCCAUCUUCUCACCAGGGUAAAUUUAGGAGCUAUACAGAACCCACCAGAACCCGAAGGCUGGCACUUGGCAUGAGAAGAUGGCAAGCUUGUCACCAUUUGUUGGAGCAUCCAAAUCGGUGCAAAUUUGUUUCUCUUCAACUUGGGGAUCUCAUGGCGAAGUGAGAAGCGGAAGGCGGUCUGUUCCUAUGGCUUCUUUACAGCAGCACAAUCAGGUCUCUGCCUUCCAUGUAAAUUCUUCUAAAUGGCGCGACAGGUACUUUCAGUCGCAUGCAUCACUCCGACUCCGGGUUUGUGACAGAGCAUUGUUUGCGUUACCUGUUCGCGAUUGUAAAUUAUUCAAAGACGUGGGUGUCACCUGCUUUAGAUGUGGUCAUAGAAACACACCCAUUUUAAGAUUUUCAAGGCAGCCAUGGAAUCGUUCGCUUCCUGGAGGGUUUUGGAAUCCUCUCUGUCAGAAAUCGAUUCAGUGGUCCGACUCUUAUGGUAUACCGAGUGGCGUUAGGUUUGAAGUGAAUGCGCAAGCAGGAAGUAGGCCGGGCCCACAGGGCGGGGAAGCAAAUUCGCAGGGAGGUCAAGGCAGGAUGGAAAAUCCUAGGAUUCCUAACGAUCACAGAUGGCGGGGAGCAUUGAUUUUAGUAGGACGGACACUGGCAUUGUGUAGUGCGACUAUUUGUAUAGCGUGGAUUGUAGGUGCUGGUGGGGUUCAUGCAGCUAGUGAUGGAGCAGCUGUUUUGCCCCUUGUGGUCGACAAAGCUAGCGCAUUGAAGGGAACAGUGCUGCCAAAGUUUCUUCAAGUGUUAGCGGUGCUAAAAGAUCAAGGACUUCUACUGUCUGCUCUGCUAGGUUUAUCGGCUUUCUUUUCAAUGGCUGAGACAUCAAUCAUGACGCUUUGGCCCUGGAAGGUGCGGGAGCUGGCAGAGAAGGAGGGAGAGGGGGGAGUUUUUUCUCUUCUACGGCAAGAUGUCACUCGUUUCCUCACAACCAUUCUUAUCGGAACAACUGUGGUCAAUAUUGCAGCAACUGCCAUGGUCACAGAAGCAGCCACAGCUUUGUUUGGAGAAGCGGGUGUAACUGCUGCAACUGGAGUCAUGACUGUUGUCAUCCUUCUCGUGACAGAAAUUGCUCCGAAGAGUAUAGCGGUUCACAAUGCGACAGAAGUAGCACGAUUCGCCGUCCGACCUGUUGCUUGGUUAUCUGUCAUCCUUUAUCCUGUAGGCCGUGUAGUGACAGCUCUCUCAAUGGGCCUGCUGAAGGUGUUGGGUCUAAAGAGCAGCGGGGAACCUUUUGUAAGUGAAGAAGAACUCAAAUUGAUGCUUAGAGGAGCAGAACUAAGUGGAGCAAUUGAAGAAGAAGAGCAGGAUAUGAUUGAAAAUGUUCUAGAAAUCAAAGACACGUAUGUCCGUGAAGUGAUGACUCCCCUCGUUGAUGUUGUGGCUAUCGACGCUGCGGCCACCUUGAUGGAGUUCAGAAAUCUUUGGGUCAAGCACCAGUACUCCAGAAUUCCCGUUUUUGAACGUCGCGUGGAUAAUAUUGUCGGUAUCGCAUACGCCAUGGACAUGCUUGAUUACGUCGACUAUGAAGCAGAACAGGUUGAGGUGCUCAAAAGGUUGACUGUCGGACGUAUUGCCCACAGACCUGCCUAUUUUGUGCCAGACUCGAUGUCUGUGUGGAAUCUCUUGAGAGAAUUUCGAAUCAGGAAAGUGCACAUGGCCAUCGUCCUCAAUGAGUACGGUGGCACUGUCGGCGUUGUUACGCUAGAGGAUGUAGUGGAGGAAAUCGUCGGAGAAAUUUUUGAUGAGAAUGAUUCAAAGGAGGAGAUUAGGAAAAAAACGGGUUACGUCGUUCAAAGAGCGGAUGGGGUUUUUGACGUGGAUGCGAAUACACAUAUUGAAGAUCUCUCUGAAGCUCUUGAAGUCAAAAUGCCGGAGGGACCAUAUCGCUAUGAGACAGUUUCUGGUUUUGUGUGCGAAGCUUUUGGAUAUAUACCUCGUACAGGAGAGAGCAUCAACGUGAUUCUCCGCAAGGCAGACUCUGAGGAUAAUCAAGAUCGUCGCGAUGGAGAAACCGAAGAGGAAAAGAGGGAAAAGUUCCAGAAGUACAGGCUGGAGAUUUUGGCAGGAAACGCUAGAAAAGUUGGAGCAGUACGUUUCGAAACGAUGGACGUAUCCCAGGUGAAGGACGACGGAAUUGUGUUUGCUCGGGGUUUACGAGUUUUCAGCAAUAAAGGUUGGGAUGACGCCGAAGACAGGGCUGAAACAGUUCUCGGCACUGAAGAGAGGUGUGGCAUCUCCUGCGCUAGUGACGAAGACGAAUAUUGUGAAGUGGACGAUUCGGAUAGAGAUCCGGUAGACUACCCUUAUACGAACCGCUAUCUUGUUGCAGAAACUGUAAUUGUUGACUGUGAUGCCGAAGAACAGUCUCCUAAAACUGGAACGACAGCUAGCGGCUCAAAAGUCUGGGAGCUUGCCUCAGAUGCCCCUAGUGAUGACGAGCAAAGUGUAAAAUGCAAGGACAUUGACGAUGACGGCAACAACUCUACAAGUGUAAAGGGACCACCGAAUGAGAGGUGGGUGGAGCAAGAAAGGCAAGUGGAGAGGAGAAUACAGAGGAGAAAAAAGCAGUCUGCGGAAGCUGCAGUAGAACUCGAUAGGCAGCGUAGGGCGGAUGUGCGCCGUCGGGAAGCAGAACUUGCUAUGGCUGCUAUGAGAAAUGGGAGGGAUGACCAAGGUGAAUCUGGAAAUUUUCAUGAGAUGUCAAGCUGAUUGUAAGUUUAGUGCCCAUGUGGUGAAGAUUCCAUUCUUUGUGGACAAGUUGCCGAAAUCAUGUCUGCAAGAGGUGCUUCUGAUACUAGUCAGGGUUUACUCCUUCAAAUAUACUUAGACAGGCAGCAUCUGUGGUCGACAUUGUGACCGUGAAAGACAGGAGUCCCCUAGAAGAGCAACUGUCCAGAUAUUGUAAGUAUAAGAGGAGGUUUGCAGCGCCUCUGUAAGCUCACUGCUCCCAAGGUUCGGCGUAUAGCAGCUCAUUUUAUGGUGUAACAUUCGCUAUAAGAUUGUAACAUUAGACCCAUCCGCUCAAGAUAGUUGAGCAAGGGGAUUUUGAAGUCAUUUCGACUUCUCUCUGAAGCAGAGGUAAAUUCCAACAUCCAUGUAGACGAAUGUAGAGAGAUUGAUUCUGGUACAUGCGAGUGUUUGUGAGCUGUCGAGCUUUGACAUUGAUUCAUUGUCAAAUUAUAACAAGAAAGUAGAAACUUAGGCAUGUCUUUACUGGGUGUGCAUGGGACCCAUGCUGUCAAUUGUAACGUAUGUUGUCGAAGCUGACCAGGAGGGCGUGCGUGUUACUUAGGUUGUGUGUAAAAAGUUUUCCUAAUGUUUGAAAGUGAAUGCUACGAGUAUCUGCAGCAACCAUCGCGAC